GCCAGCAAAUGUGUUACUCUCAAAUCAAUAUCUGACACCGAGAAGCAUACGCAGGGAUAUAGUAAUAAUUCUGAAACCUCGGUGAUAAGGACUGCUGGCUCGAUUUGGGAGCCUGUUUUCCUGAUGGCAGCCUUUUCCAAAGGUCGGAGGUGUUGGUUUGAACCCUAGAGAUGAAAAUAAUAGCUUUUGAGAUGAAGAACCUCCCAUUAGCACCGAGAAAGAGAUUUUAACUUCGUCUUUGUCUAUUCAACCCGUUAUCAACCGCGUGCAUGGCGUCAUCAAUCCAAAGUUUUACUCCUGAUUCUUACUAUCCCAUCGUUAUUAUAGGCGCUGGACCUUCAGGCAUUGCCAUGGGCUGCCAAUUGAAAAUGAAGCUCCAUUUUGAGCAAUUCAAGAUAUUUGAUCGUCAAGGGGGUCUUGGAGGUAAACCUUAUUACCUGCCUAUCUCCUACAAGACCAAAGUCUGACGAAGAGUAACAAUUAGGUACUUGGUGGGCGAACAGAUAUCCAGGAGUUGUGAGUACCUCCGGUUACCAUUUAUGUUUACCAAACUGGAACUAAUAGGUUGUGAAGGCCUGUGAUGUGUAGGUUAACUAAUCAUAGAAAUCGAAACAUUUCCUGACUGAGUCGUCUUAGACCAACUCUGUUUUAUUCAUUUUCUUUCGCCCCAAACUAUACCUCAUCGACCGUCUUUCCAUCAGGUCACGACUAUCUGAUAUAUCUCAAUCAGGUCGUUGAACGCUUCGGAAUCGCAGAUAAUAUUAAUUUGAAUACGGAGGUCAGGAGGUUGAAAUGGAAAGAGCAAGAACAAGAAUGGGAGAUCGAAAUCUGUCAUCUUUCUCCAGAGACUAAGCUCCUGCAUCCCGCUGGGCUCGAGAUAAUUCGAGCAAAAGUGGUCGUUUGUGGCGCCGGUAUUCUUACCAGUCCCAAUGAUUGGCCGGAAAAUGUCUCUGGUAGAGAUACCUUCGAGGGCGAGGUUCUUCACUCUGCUGAAUGGUCUCAGAAGAUUAAUCUCGAAGGAAAAGAUGUGGUGCUUGUAGGCUCGGGCUGCACAGCUGCUCAGAUUGCCCCCGCAAUUCUACAAACCAAGCUGAAGUCCUUGACCCAUAUAAUACGUAGCCCACCGUGGUUUGUCCCUCGUAUUGAAGAACCAGGAGGGAGGGAGAGAUACGCAAAAUUUGCGCCUAAGGUCUAUGGUUCCGUUCCGUUCUUAGCGUUUUCCGUUCGAAUGAUGAUUUGCUGGAUGUCUGAGCUUCUAUGGUACACAACAUUCAUCCGGAAAAACCUGAAGCUACGCCAAAUGUCUGAGAAGACGUCCCUGGACCAUAUGAGAAAGCUGGCCCCAGAGAAAUAUCAUUCUAUGUUGACACCUCAGUAUAGUCUUGGCUGUAAGCGCCGAGUGUUCGAUAAUGAUUGGCUCCAGAGCAUGAGUGAUUCUCGUUAUACCCUUACAACACAGCCUUGGCUAAGUGUUGAAGGCAGCAAAGUGACUGUGGGAAUUUCUGAUGCAAAUUCCGACCUCAGUGCACUACCAUGCUCUUAUCCUGUUGACGUCCUUAUUUUAGCAACGGGGUUCAAGGCAUCACAGUUCCUACACCCUCUAUCCGUCGAGGGACGUCGAGGAGCCUCCCUUCAUCGCACUUGGCAGGAGCGUGGUGGUCCCCAAGCAUAUAUGGGGACAUGUAUCGAUCAGUUUCCGAACUUUUUCAUGAUUAUGGGCCCAAACACCUUUGUUGGUCACACUUCGGUCAUCAUGAGCAUUGAAAAUAAUAUCCAGUACAUCCUCAAGAUGAUCGCUCCCAUCAUCACGGGUAAUGUUACUAGCCUGGAGCCAAAACCAGAGGCGGUAGUCAAGUGGACGCAGGACAUCAGAAAAGACAUGCAGGAAACUGUUUAUGAGACCUGUCAAAGCUGGUACAAUGAUUCUGGCACUUGGAAUUCUGUCAUAUAUCCGUAAGCAUGCAUCGAUUUUCCUGAGUCUUCAUGUUUCAAAAACGAAAAUAAGCGAUCAUUCAAUCCGCUAAUUGCUGAUCUUUUUCAUAGCCGAUCUCAGCUUGACUUUUACCUUCGCUGCAAGUACCCCAAGUUCGGUGAUUGGAACCAAAACCUUUCUUUACAAGGCCAGCGUCGACGAACGGUCCAGGGAAUGUUGUAUAUAUCCGUGGUAAUUGUAA
Messenger RNA from Sclerotinia trifoliorum, 2174 nucleotides. The record is from the annotation of a GenBank genome assembly. Lineage: Eukaryota; Fungi; Ascomycota; Leotiomycetes; Helotiales; Sclerotiniaceae.